Molecule: messenger RNA, 2940 nt
Organism: Caenorhabditis briggsae
Lineage: Eukaryota; Metazoa; Nematoda; Chromadorea; Rhabditida; Rhabditidae
Gene: Cbr-dis-3
Product: Protein CBR-DIS-3
Exons: 8
Coding region: 1-2940 (979 amino acids)
Biological process (GO): rRNA catabolic process
Cellular component (GO): nuclear exosome (RNase complex); cytoplasmic exosome (RNase complex)
Molecular function (GO): endonuclease activity; 3'-5'-RNA exonuclease activity; RNA binding
Source: RefSeq, a predicted model, not a curated record
AUGGACCUAAACGUCAAGCAGAGUGGAAUACAUUCAUGCGUUCUGCACACUUCCUACUUUAAAAAUCGAUCUGGAAAAGUGUACAAAAGAGCCGCCGAACGUUAUCUCCGAACCGAUUUGCCAUGUGGAUUAGCUCAAUGUGAAGAUUGUAAAGAUUUCGGAACAAAUUCGUUGCUGAAAACCGAGAACCCAGUAAAAAAUUCGAAAGUUGGAAGACAUGUUCUGAUCGUGGACUCAACAUCGUUGAUUCGGUUCCAUGAUUUGUUUGAUUCUGAGCUUUUGAGGUUGGAAAAUUUAAAAACUGAGUAUUUAUCUAUGUAUUCCAGAAACAUCAUUGUGACUCAAACGGUUUGGGAAGGUGUAAAAGCCAAAGCAGUUCCAGCCUACAAAAAGAUGAAUUCAUUGUGCUACGAAGACGCCAAGGAUCGUUUCCACGUCUUCAUGAACGAAUUCCAUUGUGAAACAUUUUCGGAUAUCACAAAAUAUGAAGACGUUAGUCGAGGAGAAGAACUAUUGCUGUGUACUGCGAACUAUCUCACCAGCCACUGGGAGAAACAGAAUGUGACUCCAGUGUUGAUGGUUUUUGAUGAAGAAUCGAAGAAACGUCUCGAGAAACACUACCAACACGUGUUGUAUCUCAAGGAAUACAUUCAGAACUUGGAGGAUUCUGGAAAACAGGCACUUUUGGAUCAGAUGGCAGCUUAUGAAAGCUCGGCAAAUAAUAAUGAGAGACAAAUUUUUGAGGAGCAUCUAUCUCAUGAUAAGAUUAUGGACGGAAUUGCGAAUGGAACGAUUAAACGGGGAACAUUCUCGGUUUCCAGAGAGAAUUAUCGAGAAGCUUCUGUCAUUAUCGAUGAUCAGUUGAAUUCGUGGUUUAUCACUGGAAAUCACUGUAAUCGUUCUGUCAAUGGAGACGUUGUUGCCGUGCAACUCCUUCCUGAAGAUCAAUGGACGUGCCCAGAAAAAAAAAUCCGUCUUCGUGACGUUGAAGAGUACGUGAAUAAUGCUGACGAUAUGGGAAAAGUUGAAGAAGACGACGAGGACGAGCCAAAAGCGAAAAAGGCCAAAAAAAACUCCGUACCAACGGCAAAAGUUGUGGGAAUUAUUAAAAGAAAUUGGCGCCAAUACUGUGGAAUGUUGUUGCCUAGUUCUGUGAAAGGAGCCCGUCGACACCUAUUCUGUCCAGCGGAACGGCUCAUUCCAAGAAUUAGAAUUGAAACCGAACAAGCUGAAAUUCUUUCUCAACAGAGGAUUGUGGUAGCUAUUGAUCAUUGGCCGAGGGACUCUAAAUAUCCAUUGGGUCACUAUGUUCGAUCAAUUGGAGAGAUGGGAUCUCGUGAAACCGAAAAUGAGGUGCUCCUUUUAGAACACGAUAUCCCACACGCCCCAUUCUCAGACCAAGUCAUUGAUUGCUUACCCAAAGAGGAAUGGGAACCAGAUCUCAAUGACAAUCGUGGAACACUGCCACGUGUUGAUCUUCGACAUCUCACUAUCUGUUCAGUGGAUCCCCAGGGCUGCACGGAUAUCGAUGACGCCCUACAUUGCAAGCAGAUUGGAGACGAUUUGUUUGAAGUGGGAGUUCAUAUUGCUGAUGUCACUCAUUUCGUUCGUCCGAAUACAGCGAUUGAUGAUGAAGCAGCGUUACGCGGAACCACUGUAUACCUUUGUGAUCGUCGUAUUGAUAUGCUUCCGUGUCUACUCAGUAGUAACCUGUGCUCACUUCGUGGUGGAGAGGAACGCUACGCAUUCUCAGUAAUCUGGACAAUGACCUCAAAUGCUGAUAUCCAAUCUGUCAAGUAUCACAAGUCACUGAUCAAGUCCAAGGCUGCACUGACUUAUGAGAGAGCUCAGGAAAUCAUUGAUGAUCCAAAGGAACAGGGUGACGUGGCGCAGGGACUUCGUGAAUUGAUGAAACUGUCGAAAGUACUGAAUUCAAAGAGAACGUCCAAUGGAGCACUGACACUUGCUUCAAGUGAAGUAAGGUUUGAUAUGGACUGGGAAUCUCGGACUCCAAAGAAAGUAAUGGAAAAACAACAUUUGGAUACUCACUCGAUGGUGGAAGAGUUUAUGUUACUGGCAAAUAUCCAGGUCGCCAAGAAGAUUCUGGAAGAGUAUCCAGAUUGUGCAUUGCUUAGACGGCAUCCAGUUCCAUUGAAAGAGAGUUACAAGCCGCUGAUUGAGGCCGCCCGUCACCGAGGCUUUGAAAUCAUUGUGGAAAGCGGCAAAGGACUCGCCGACUCUCUUAACCGAUGUGUCGACAAAAAGAACCCGAUGCUCAAUCGUCUCCUCCGUAUGCUGACCACCCGAUGCAUGACACAAGCGGUCUAUUUCUCAGCUGGUAAGACAAUAAAUAUUCAAAUUUUACCGUGGGUUUCUGUUCCGACGGCUUCUGGGAAGAACGACAUCGUUAAGCUGAAAAAUCAGAAAAUUAUAGGAACGGUCCCGGUUCCCCAAUACCAACAUUUCGGGCUCGCAUGCUCCAUCUACACCCACUUCACGUCUCCAAUUCGUCGUUACGCCGACGUCAUCGUCCAUCGUCUUCUUGCGGCUGCCAUCAAUGCCGACGACAUCCAAUCAGGUCUUCUGAGUCAAGCAAGAUGCACCAAAGUCUGUGGAAAUAUUAAUUAUAGACACAAGCAAGCCCAGUAUGCUGGAAGAGCAUCGGUACAGCUCAACGUAGUUCGAUACUUCAAGGGAAAGGUGGAGACUUGCGAGGGAUUUGUGAUGGGUGUGAGAAAUAAUGGAAUUCAGGUCUUCGUUCCAAAAUAUGGUCUCGAAUCGAUCAUUGUGCUACAACCGGGUUCUGGAACCACUAUUGAUGUUGAGGAAAUGGCUGUAAAAGUCAACGGAGAGGCGGUGAUCCGAGAAUUGGAGCCUGUCACUGUCAAGAUCAGUGUAAACGAGAAGAAUCAGCAAAGACCACGUGUGAACUCCAGUUGA